CGUGUCGAUGCAAAUGUGUCGCCUCCCGAUGUUAUCAAACGGCCUUCUUCUUUAAUGAUUGUUUUGAUGGAGGGACACCUAGCGGCAGGAGUUACGCACUGUGUGUUUUUUAUAUCAACGGAACAGAACGGAGUGAUCGUCGCCGCUGCUGCUGUUGUUGCUGCGGCGUAGCUCCGCUGUGUUCAUCGCUCCCGGAGCGAAUAUCGCCUCCUUUUUACCGUUCCCUCGUCUGACCCUGGAGCUCAGAGCCGUGCAGGGGAAGGUGGACAUGGAGCCUCACGGCAGAGACGACGUCAAAGGGCCGGUGCUGCACAUCGUGGUGGUGGGAUUCCACCAUAAAAAGGGCUGUCAGGUGGAGUUCUCGUAUCCUCCGCUGAUGCCGGACGAAGGUCACGACAGUAACCUGCUGCCCGAGGAGUGGAAGUACCUGCCAUUCCUCGCUCUGCCAGACGGGGCGCACAACUACCAGGAAGACACAGUGUUCUUUCACCUGCCUCCUCUCACUGGAGACAUGAAGUGUGUGUACGGAGUUUCCUGUUAUCGACAAAUAGAAGCAAAGGCCCUGAAGGUGCGACAGGCCGACGUCACCAGGGAAACGGUUCAGAAGAGCGUCUGCGUCCUCAGUCGAGUGCCUCUGUACGGCCUCCUUCAAGCCAAACUGCAGCUCAUCACACACGCGUACUUUGAGGAGAAAGACUUCUCGCAGAUCUCUAUUCUACAGGAACUCUACGACCACAUGAACGGCUCGCUGAAGGGUUCGUCGCUGGAGGGAUCGCAGGUUUAUUUAGGAUUAUCGCCAAGAGAUUUAAUUCUGCACUUUCGACACAAGGUUCUUAUUCUCUUCAAACUUAUCCUGCUGGAAAAGAAGGUGCUGUUCUACGUGUCUCCUGUCAACACACUCGUCGGAGCGUUGAUGACAGUUUUAUCGCUGUUUCCAGGUUUGAUCGAGCACGGCCUGGUGGACUCGUCUCACUACAGACCAAAGAGCAGCGUGUCAGAGGACCCGGGUCUGCUGGACAGUUUCUCUGCAGCCGACGAGUUUGUCUCCGUGUCGGUCACUGACGCGCUGGGGCUGGAGGAGGAGGCGGAGUCAGCCCCGGCGUCCUCUGAGAACAGUGCGGAGGGAGAGAACGGACACCUCCUCAAACCGCCGUCGCGGACGUCGCCGGACUCGUCAGAGAGCGACUGGGAGACUCUGGACCCCAGCGUGCUGGAGGAAACCGGACCCAAAGACACGGCGGCGACGACGACGACAGACUCCUCCCUCAACAAACCAACCACGCCCAUCACUGUGCAGCCACAGCCGGGCAACGGUCAGGGGGGCGUCACCCAGGGUCUGGUGUCCGGCCUGGAGGAGGAUCAGUACGGUCUGCCGCUCGCCAUCUUUACCAAGGGUUACCUGUGUCUGCCCUACAUGGCUCUGCAGCAGCAUCACCUCCUGUCAGACGUGACGGUGCGGGGCUUCGUUGCCGGGGCGACCAACAUCCUGUUCCACCAGCAGAGGCACCUGAGCGAUGCCAUCGUCGAGGUGGAAGAAGGUCGGAUCCAGAUCCAGGACCUGGAGCUGAGGAAGAUCCUGAGCUUGACGACAGCAGACCUGCGUUUCGCUGACUACCUCGUCAAACACGUGACGGAGAACCGCGACGACGUCUUCCUGGAUGGGACGGGCUGGGAGGGCGGAGACGAGUGGAUCAGAGCUCAGUUUACGCUUUACCUGCACUCGUUACUGUCGUCUGCUCUGCAGGACGAUAACGAGCGGCUGCUGGCCGAUUAUGGCGCCGCUUUCACCGCCGCGUGGAAAAUCACACACAACCACCGGGUGUGGCUCAGCAACAAGCACCCGGCCAUGACCUCCAUCACCCCGGGUCAUCCGUUCCAGGGUCAGUACAGUGUCGCUGACGUGAAGCUGCGGCUGUCACACUCAGUGCAGAACAGCGAGCGAGGGAAGAAGAUCGGAAACGCCAUGAUGACCACCAGCCGCAGCGUCGUCCAGACGGGAAAAGCAGUGGGUCAGUCGGUGGGCGGAGCUUUGACCAGCGCCAAGUCCGCCAUGUCCACCUGGUUCUCCACGCUGGCUCAGCCGGCCGCCGUGGCUCCGCCGGACUCUGCUGAACCUGAGGUCAAACCCUGACCUUCACGUUUCCUCUUCACUGACUCUGUCCCUGUCCUCUGCUACGGUGAAGCCUGAGGGUCAGAAAGCUGCAUUUGAUUGAAGGAUUGGAGAGAAAAGCCUGGGGGCCCCUGUGUGGACGAGAAUGGUACGGUCCAAACAUCCACUGUGAGGCCCGAGAGGUCGUCACCUGAGCUGCUUCUUCCUGUGAGACGUCGUUUUCACUCUUUGCUACGGUCGGUCUGUGUCGUCCAAUAUUUUGAUAAAUAAAUAAAUAAAUGAAUAAAUGUAAAAAAAACCAGAGGGUGAUAAUAAUAAUAAAACACCUUAAAAACUACUGUGUAAAGGUAUAAACUGUAAAAAAAACCAACUUAUUUUCAAAACUAUUUUUCCUCCAAAAAUGUCUGUCAUGAAAUGAUCAGUUGCUUCUUUAGUUUAUUUAUUCUACAUAUUUGGGGGGUUUUGAAUUUUCCCAGAUCCUCAUAACUGACAAAAAUAAAGUAAAAACUGAAUUAGACGAAUAAAACCAUCAGUUUAAUGAAAGCAGAGAGCAAAGUGUUUGCUUUAAACUCUGUAAACAGAAAAACAACUUACAUUUUCUUUUGCUAGGCGGUGGCAGCUAGCUAAUGUUAGCGUGUUAAACGUCAUGUAACUGUGGAAAAAUCGUAACUAAAUCGGAAACUUUUCCUAAGAAAAAAAUAGUAAAAGAUUCUAAACUCUGUACGACAAAAAUGUCAUUAGCACCAUUUAUUUAUUAAUUUACCGUCCACAUAAAAAUGAGCAUGUAUUGGUUAGCUAAACAUGCGUUUUAGCUCGCUAGCUAGCUAGCAGUCAUGUAUCUUUGACUCAGAAAGAAAAAGGGACAUCAAAUUCAUUAUUUACUUUUAAUCUGAAUUUGACAACAAAAAAAGAUAUGUCCCCUUAAAGAGAAAUAAAAGCUGAGUCAUGUUAGCUAGCUAACUUUAUAAGAUUGCUGGUUAUCAUUGUUUUCAAAAAUGGCAGAACCCAUUGAAUGUUAAAGUAAUAUAUUUUAUAUUACCCACAUGCUAACUAGCCUAGCAACUGUAUCUUCACAACUUUACCCCUUUAAUUUCUUGGUGGGAAAAAAAAUGAAUAAAAACAGAAAAAUUAA
This is a messenger RNA of Solea senegalensis (Senegalese sole), 3242 nucleotides long. RefSeq names its product AVL9 homolog (S. cerevisiase) (gene avl9). Gene Ontology annotation, cellular component: cytoplasm. The transcript is spliced from 17 exons. NCBI's taxonomy places the organism in Eukaryota, Metazoa, Chordata, Actinopteri, Pleuronectiformes, Soleidae. The record is from RefSeq and is a predicted model, not a curated record. The coding region runs from base 269 to 2131 and encodes 620 amino acids.